This is a messenger RNA of Humulus lupulus (European hop), 1203 nucleotides long. RefSeq names its product ran-binding protein 1 homolog b-like. Gene Ontology annotation, cellular component: cytoplasm; nuclear pore. Gene Ontology annotation, molecular function: GTPase activator activity. The transcript has 4 exons. NCBI's taxonomy places the organism in Eukaryota, Viridiplantae, Streptophyta, Magnoliopsida, Rosales, Cannabaceae. The coding region runs from base 117 to 809 and encodes 230 amino acids. The record is from RefSeq and is a predicted model, not a curated record. Gene Ontology annotation, biological process: nucleocytoplasmic transport.
ACAACUCACACCAACACUAUAAAAUCAUUUUUUUGUGCUACAAACACCACCAUUACACCCUAUCUAUCCCUAGCUUUUUAUUUAUUAGCAUUUCUCGUUCUCGUACGCUCCCGAAAAUGGCCAGUAAGGAAGAUGCCGAACAACACAGGGAAGAGGAGGAAACCACCGCCGCCGAGGACGAAGAUACCGGUGCUCAGGUAGCUCCGAUCGUCAAACUUGAGGAGGUCACUGUCACCACUGGGGAAGAGCACGAAGAUGCCAUCCUCGAUCUUAAAUCAAAGCUUUACCGAUUUGACAAAGACGGAAAUCAGUGGAAAGAGCGAGGCGCUGGUACCGUCAAGUUCUUGAAGCACAAAGAGAGUGGCAAGGUUCGUCUUGUUAUGAGGCAAUCCAAAACCCUCAAGAUCUGCGCCAAUCAUCUUGUUUUGCCAACCAUGACUGUGACGGAGCACGCUGGUAAUGACAAGUCUUGUGUGUGGCACGCUACUGAUUUCGCUGAGGGUGAAUUGAAGGACGAGCUUUUCUGCAUUAGAUUUGCAUCAGUUGAAAAUUGCAAACUCUUCAUGGAGACCUUUCAAGAAGUUGCUGAGUCGCAGCAGCAGAAGGAAGAUAACGAAGAUGCGUCUGCAGCUGCUGGGCUUUUGGAGAAGCUGAGUGUCGAAGAGAAAAAGACUGAGGAAAAAACCGAGGAGGCACCUGUUGUAACCAAGGAGGAGGUUCCUGUUGUUACCAAGGAAGAUAAGGAUAGCAAGAACGAAACAGUGAAGGAAGAAGAGUCAGAGAAGAAGGAGCCUGCUUCCUCUACCUAAGAAUGGUAAUUAUUUUUCCAUGGUACCAUACUUUGGAAUAUUAAGAGAGUAGUCACUGGCUUCUUUUCUGCCCGUGCUAGGGGUAUUCAUUCUGGUAUUGGGUCAGUGGAUUGUGGUUUAUGGGCUGAAAUGCCAUUGGUCUAUGCGUCCUUAUUCACUUGGUAUUUCUGCCAAGAUUGGGUCGAACUUUUUUGGGUCAUGUUUGCAGGUUGAAGAUUGUUUUCUUUUUCUUUUUCGAGUUUGAGUGUUAUCAGAGUUUUAAGUAGGGUUUACGGUAAUGUUUAAUAGUUGGGGGUUAAGUUGCAGGUAUUAAAGCAGUGCUGCGAGAAUUACUUGUUAUUUAGACGAGUUUCUUUUGCGAUAUAAUUUCUUCAUUUGUUCAGGGGUCUCAAAA